Messenger RNA from Monoraphidium neglectum, 513 nucleotides. RefSeq lists its product as hypothetical. The record is from RefSeq and is a predicted model, not a curated record. The coding region runs from base 1 to 513 and encodes 170 amino acids. NCBI's taxonomy places the organism in Eukaryota, Viridiplantae, Chlorophyta, Chlorophyceae, Sphaeropleales, Selenastraceae. The transcript has 3 exons.
AUGAUUUCGACAGCUUCUCCUGGAUGUGAGGCCAGCUUGGCCGCCGCGCACAUCGUGGUGUCAUCCUCAACGUCGCUGCUCGCGGCCGCGCGUGGCGCCGCCGCCGCCACUGCAACCGCAGCCGUCGGCGCCGCGACGUUCCACCCCGUCCUCGCGCCACUCGGCGCCGCGGCGGCGCUGCGCGUCAACGGCGGCGCCCGCGAAUCCGCGGUGCACAUCACACGCACCCAGCGACGCGGUGGGCAGCGGCGGGCGACGCCGAUCGCGGCGUCCAAGAAGCUGCCCCGCGCAUACUCAGCGCGCGUGUCAGAGUUUGCGGCGGCUGCGGAGCACGCGCUCUCUGAUUCCUGCUUUUCCGACGAGUCCGGGCCGGCUGUGCUCAGCAACCUGCGGGACUGGCGCAGCUGCAGCAGUAGCCAGGGGCCACGGCAGCUGCAGCAGCAGCAACAGGUGGCGGCAUCGGCGCACGAGCCUUGGUUGUUCUCCAUGGCACUGCAGGCCAGCAUGCUGUGA